AUGGACGAACCGCAGUUUAUUCCAAAAAAGAACAUUAGAGAUGACGACGGCGAGAAAAUUGAAGAUGACGUUGAAAUGCUGAGACCUGAUAGUAAGAGACCAUCUCUGUGGACAAGAGGCGAAAGAGGAUUGUUUUCAGGAUUUGGUUUAUGCCUGCUAAUUUGCAACGUGUGUGAGGUAUCAGAAGGUAUGGACGAACCGCAGUUUAUUCCAAAAAAGAACAUUAGAGAUGACGACGGCGAGAAAAUUGAAGAUGACGUUGAAAUGCUGAGACCUGAUAACGACGCCUUCAUUCCGACAGCAUCCUCGCCAUCUACCACCUCUGUGGUCAGUACAUCCUCUGUCUACACGUCUGCACCAUCAUCGAGCUCUUCUUAUACUGGUUCUACAAGCAGCUCGUCUCCUUACACUUCUACACCGUCUUCAAGCUCUGUUCAUACUGGUUCUACAAGCAGCUCACCUACUUACACUUCUUCAAUGUCUUUAAGCUCUACAAGCAGCUCACCUUCUGUUCACACUCCUUCAACAUCGUCAGAAUUUGCAACGGUGUGUGAGGUAUCAGAAGGUAUGGACGAACCGCAGUUUAUUCCAAAAAAGAACAUUAGAGAUGACGACGGCGAGAAAAUUGAAGAUGACGUUGAAAUGCUGAGACCUGAUAGUAAGAGACCAUUCUCUGUGGACAAGAGGCGAAAGAGGAUUGUUUUCAGGAUUUGGUUUAUGCCUGCUGUACGACUUGCAUCGAUUAAGUUAAUAAAUCCCAAAAACGUCGACUCGAUUACAGUGUGGUAUAUCAAGCCCUCAACAAAAACGUCCAAAGAACGUCCAGUUGUAGAGGAUGGAUCACCGACGAGCGUUGUACGAUUCCCAGACAUGCCUGAAGCUGUCGAUGUUAUAAUUCAAAUAAACAGGAAAGAUCCCAACGAGGACAUGAAAUUCAGAAUUUCUGUAAAGGCUUGUUUCAAAGAGGCAACAGAAACGACUCCAUACUCAACCAGUUCAUCUUCCAGUGCGACAACAUCCAUACCGUCCUCUGUUCCCUCGUCUACAUCUUCAUUGAGCUCUUCAAGCAGUGUUUACACAAGCUCUCCAAGCACUUCAGUUUCUACUUCCGGUGUCCCGUCAACCAGCGUUUAUUUGACACCGACAACCGUGUGUACUGUAGACGAAGGCAUGGAUGAACCGAAAUUUAUACCAGAUAGAAACAUAAGGGACAAUGAUAAUCGGCCAAUAAAAGAUGCCGAUAAUCUGAGACCAAGAAACAACAAUCCAUUUACUGUAGACAGGAAUACAGUCACGAUACGAUUCGUCUUUAACCCGGCUAUUCCAGUAGAAUCGUUGAAAAUGAUUAGACCUAACAACGUGGACAGUAUCACAGUUACAUAUAUAAGUCCGAGAAAUAGCAGGCCAAAACCUGUUGUUGAGGACGAAAAGCCGCAAAAGCUUGUACGUUUCCCGCAACAGCCAUAUGCUGUGGAGGUAGUGAUCAAGGUAACAAGAGACGAUCGCAACGAACCGAUGUCUUUCCAAGUAUCUAUAUGGGCAUGUUAUGAAGUUGUCACUGAGACGACGCCUUCAGUUCCGACAGCAUCCUCGCCAUCUACCACCUCUGUGGUCAGUACAUCCUCUGUCUACACGUCUGCACCAUCAUCGAGCUCUUCUUAUACUGGUUCUACAAGCAGCUCGUCUCCUUACACUUCUACACCGUCUUCAAGCUCUGUUCAUACUGGUUCUACAAGCAGCUCACCUACUUACACUUCUUCAAUGUCUUUAAGCUCUACAAGCAGCUCACCUUCUGUUCACACUCCUUCAACAUCGUCAGAAUUUGCAACGGUGUGUGAGGUAUCAGAAGGUAUGGACGAACCGCAGUUUAUUCCAAAAAAGAACAUUAGAGAUGACGACGGCGAGAAAAUUGAAGAUGACGUUGAAAUGCUGAGACCUGAUAGUAAGAGACCAUUCUCUGUGGACAAGAGGCGAAAGAGGAUUGUUUUCAGGAUUUGGUUUAUGCCUGCUGUACGACUUGCAUCGAUUAAGUUAAUAAAUCCCAAAAACGUCGACUCGAUUACAGUGUGGUAUAUCAAGCCCUCAACAAAAACGUCCAAAGAACGUCCAGUUGUAGAGGAUGGAUCACCGACGAGCGUUGUACGAUUCCCAGACAUGCCUGAAGCUGUCGAUGUUAUAAUUCAAAUAAACAGGAAAGAUCCCAACGAGGACAUGAAAUUCAGAAUUUCUGUAAAGGCUUGUUUCAAAGAGGCAACAGAAACGACUCCAUACUCAACCAGUUCAUCUUCCAGUGCGACAACAUCCAUACCGUCCUCUGUUCCCUCGUCUACAUCUUCAUUGAGCUCUUCAAGCAGUGUUUACACAAGCUCUCCAAGCACUUCAGUUUCUACUUCCGGUGUCCCGUCAACCAGCGUUUAUUUGACACCGACAACCGUGUGUACUGUAGACGAAGGCAUGGAUGAACCGAAAUUUAUACCAGAUAGAAACAUAAGGGACAAUGAUAAUCGGCCAAUAAAAGAUGCCGAUAAUCUGAGACCAAGAAACAAAAAUCCAUUUACUGUAGACAGGAAUACAGUCACGAUACGAUUCGUCUUUAACCCGGCUAUUCCAGUAGAAUCGUUGAAAAUGAUUAGACCUAACAACGUGGACAGUAUCACAGUUACAUAUAUAAGUCCGAGAAAUAGCAGGCCAGAACCUGUUGUUGAGGACGAAAAGCCGCAAAAGCUUGUACGUUUCCCGCAACAGCCAUAUGCUGUGGAGGUAGUGAUCAAGGUAACAAGAGACGAUCGCAACGAACCGAUGUCUUUCCAAGUAUCUAUAUGGGCAUGUUUUGAAGUUGUCACUGAGACGACGCCUUCAGUUCCGACAGCAUCCUCGCCAUCUACCACCUCUGUAACAAGCAGUUCGCCGUACACCCAAACAGGACCGGUCUCUACAUCCUCUGUCUACACGUCUACAUCAUCUUCAGGCUCUGUGUAUACUGGUUCUACAAGCAGCUCAUCUUCUGUUUACACUUCUACGACAUCCUCAGCUGCUUGUAUCAUAAGCAGAGGAAUGGACAGUCAUUCGGAUAUUCCAGACAAAAAUAUAAAAACAAAUGACAAGAAUGUGAACGAGAAAAUAAACAGGCUUAGACCCGAACACCGGAACCCGGCAAGGAGCCACAAACCAAACUUUAAAGUUACCAUAGACCUUCCGGCUGAUGGUGUUCCAAUAGACAGAGUAACCCUUCCGGACAAUAACAACAUCAAGGCAGUGAAAGUGUACUAUACACCCGAAGGACGUAAUUCCCUUUUACCUAUUAACGAUGACAAGCCUGUUCCUGCCGACGAGCCCGUGAAAAUGCCGAGGGGUGUCCCCAUCACUCGCGUGGUGAUCCUGGUCGUCCAGAAAUACAUUGAAGAAGACGCAAUCCGUAUAACAGUCCAGAUAUGGGGAUGCUUCGUUCCAGGGACAACAACCGAGUACAUAACAACCCCAAGCAUGUAUUCCUCUGUCAGUGUACCAUGUGAUGCUGAAAGUAUGGUUGACAAGUCAAUUUAUUUACCAAAAGACUCGUUGGAGACAAACGACAAGAGUUUAGACAUUGACUCGUUGUUUCCCGGAAAGCCGAACGGACCUGCUAAAUCUUAUCUGAAAAACCUUAAGAUUACUAUCAAAUUUAGCGGUGGCGCUGCCCUGGACAAAUUACAGAUGCCCACACAUGCAAACAUUUUGACCAUCCAGAUCAUGAUCUUGCUACCAGGGGAGUCAAAUCUAAUACCGUAUAUGGGCGGUGUGGCAAUUCGAGUGACAGACGAACCCAUCCAGCUUCCUAGCGGUAUCAUGGCUAGCCAAGUUAUCAUUAUUGUCAUUGAGAAGUUAGUGCCCUCUCAACCCAUCUUCAUCACCAUUAAUAUCUGGGCCUGCUUCGAUAUCAUGACUACACCAGGAUUUACAUCUUCAACUGGAUCUACACCGCUUGCGUGUGAACAGAAACUUCUAGACUACGAUUCCGACAAUGUUAUCACCGGCGGUUCUUCUCAGAUGCCAGCGGCCAACCCUGUUAUGGCACUUAAGGGCAGUAACGCCUUCUGGUCUCCAAGGCAGAAUGAUAAGGAGGUUUCGCCAUAUGUAUUUUUCCAGAUUAUGGCCAAGGAUGACAAAGCAUCAGUGUAUCAAGUAUCAUUUACAUCACGUUUCUCAAAAUCCGUCAUCAUCACCCUGUACAACAAGAACGGCAAGAAUGUAGACACGAGCGAUAAAAUCAAAUGCGAUAUCCCACUUCAUCACAAACACAUUACAUACAACUUCUACGGUCAAACCGGAAGCAUGAUUUACAUUUAUGUACAACCUGUCAAGAAGUCGCCACCACAGAUCAGCAAUGUCCAGAUACAUGCCUGCUUCGAAGAGGAAAUGGCGAUAACCACUCCCGCGCCGUACACAAGCUCUACGACCUUGGAGUACUGUGAGUUCACGUGUGAUGGUGGCGACACGUGCCUUUCAGAAAAUAAGGUAUGCGACGGAAACUGUGACUGUUAUGAUUGUGCGGAUGAAGACUGUGCCACGCCCCCAACACCUGAUGGUGGCUGGAGUUCAUGGAGUCCGUGGAGCAAAUGUAAUUGUCAAGGAACCAAAACGCGCGUGCGCCGCUGUGACAAUCCGAGACCAAGAAAUGGCGGGAAAUACUGCAAAGGAAAUUCAGCGGAGACCAUAGAUUGUGAUCGCCCAGACAAAUGCGACAAAUGUGACAAAGGAUACGCCCCAGUAAUGGAGGACGGAGAGGUAGUCACGUGUGGAGGCUUUGUAAAUGAAAAGUGUCCGAAGAAGAACGAUACAUGUACGCUUUACCCACGAUCUACACUUGGUACAUGCUGUAGACCUAUAGAUUUCUGGACUCCUUGGGGCGAAUGGAGCUCCUGUUCACAGACUUGCGGUGACGGCGUAGAGACUCGAUCUCGUACUUGCACCAGCAAGAACCAAAUAAGAGACUGUACUGAGAAUAAUAUGGACAGCAGGAAGUGUAAUGAAGGAGACUGUCGUGUUACUCCAACUCCAUACUACUCGACAUCAGGAACGCCAUCCGGACCUGACGGCGAGUGGAGCUCGUGGUCUCCAUGGUCCCGAUGUUCCAGGUCAUGCGGUGAAGGAGAAGAGACCCGAUACAGAAGAUGUAACGACCCCGCCCCAGGCCCAGGUGGUAAGCCAUGCAAAGGCGCAGACGACCAAUCAAGGAAAUGUAAAAAGAAGGACUGUCAAGGACCUCCCAAUUGGUCACCGUGGUCGCCAUGGGGAGAAUGCGAUGUCCACUGUGGAACUGGCAUGCGAGCAAGAACAAGGGCUUGUGACAGUCCAGCACCAGGACCUGGCCAAGAAAACUGCCCAGGACUAUACAGCGAUACAAAGAUCUGUACUGAGCGUCCAUGCGAGUGUACAUUUACCAUGUCUGGAUUUGAAAGCAUAUUUGGUUACGAACCGUCCAAUCAAAUAGGUUGGGUUGAAAGUGAUGGCACAUACGGUCCGACCAGUCCAGAGGAAGAUGUCUAUGUUGAUGAUACGUUUGAAGACGGUGUAGUGGUACACGUUGACUGCAGUAACUGUACUUGUGACGAAGGUCUCAUUGACUGCAAGCUUGGUGAAUGCGAAGAAUGCACAUACUCAAAAUGGACUGAAUGGGGCGAGUGUUCCAAGUCAUGUGACGUUGGACAAAGGGAGAGAACUCGACGUCUGAGAAACAACUCCUCAAGGAGACCGUCUAAAUGCAAGCCAGUGGUCACUGACAGACAGGACUGUAAUUUAGAUCCAUGCCCAACUGAUGUUCCUCCGGAAUGGAACCCAUGGUCCCCAUGGGGUGACUGCACACCAGACAGGCCGUGCACAUUUGGAACUAGACAGAGAAACAGGAUGUGUUCUGUACAACCAAAUACUAAUUGCUACGGAGAUUCCAUUGAGACGAAACCCUGCGAAAACCCGUGCACAUCAACACCCUCACAAUGCGGAAACGGCAUGGUAUGGAGCGAGUGCGGAAACAGAUGUCCUCACACGUGCAUUGAUGUAAGACUUGGCACGUGCACUGAAGAUGACGAUGACGAAUGCGUACCAGGUUGCACAUGUCCCGACGGGAAAGUUUUGUAUGACGGGGAGUGUGUGCCCGAGAGGAAGUGCCCCUGUUACGACGAAGACGGAAACGCUGUGUUACCAGGCUUUGAAGUAAAUAUUGGACCAUGCGAAACUUGCGUCUGUCGAAACGGAGAAAUGGAUUGUAAUAAAGAACCAGACUGUUGCGAGUGGGAGACCUGGGGACCUUGGGGAGAAUGUAGUGAUACAUGUGGCGAGGCUACCAGAAACCGAUACAGAGUUUUACUGAACGGCGAUCCAUACAGUUGUGGCGAGAAGGUCGAUACUGGCGAGUGCCCACGCAAACCAUGUCCCGCUGAUUGUAAGAUACGCGGCGUUCCAUACCACAUUGGUGACGUCACAAAGGAAGAAGGUUGCGCGGUCUGUCACUGCACAACACAGGGCGAACAGUGCGAAAAUGACACACAUGCUAUUGUUGACGGAAACUGGUCUGACUGGAGCGAAUGGAGCACGUGCAGUAGGUCAUGUGAUGGCGGCGUAACAAAUAGAUACAGACAAUGUAAUGAUCCACUUCCACAGUGCGGCGGUGCGCCAUGCAAGGGCCGAAACUCUGAUACCAAACCAUGUAACAAUGAUGUUUCCUGUUGUGAAGUUACAGCCUGGAGCCAGUGGUCUGAAUGUUCUGCAACAUGUGACAGAGGAACCAGGACACGUGAACGUGCCUACAAGAGCCAAGCCGAUACCAGUGUGUGCGAUAAAGUGCUGCAAGAAACGGAGACUUGUCUUGAACACGAGUGCGAUAUGAAGUGCAAUGUAAGUCAGUGGUCCGAGUGGUCUGACUGCUCAGAGGAUUGUGGUAUUGGUAGAAAAACGAGAACGAGGAAUGUACGAGGACCCAAAUUCCCAGACUGCCCAGAUCUCACAGACUCAGCUGUAUGCUAUGAGAAAUCUUGUCGCUGUGGACCAAACGAGGAAUUCUCUAAUCACACCCUAUGUGAGCACACCUGCGCUAACAGAUUUGAUGGACCACCAGCAGAUUGUGAGGAGAAACUCAAAGACGGGUGUAUCUGCGAAGACGAUUAUUACAGAGAUGAAAACGGCGACUGCGUGAAAAUGAACGAAUGUGAUAAAUGCUACGUCGACGGCGAAUACAAGAAGCCUGGCGAAACAUGGACUUCCGGAGAGAAUGAGUGUUCUGCAUGCGAGUGUAUCGCUGGAGCUGUAAAAUGCUCACCAGUUUGUGAAAUACCUACAUGUGAAGAGGAUGAAACGCUCAGCUACGAAGGACCAAACCCUUGCUGUCCAAGAUGUGUCAAACGUACAGAUUCUUGCCGACGGUACACACGCAAAGAUUUCCUGCAGGAUUCUGCCCAUAAAUGUCGCUCUGUAUCCAAGAUAGACUUCUCAUAUUGUGAGGGCUCCUGCGGUAACAGUACAUCCAUGCCUAUGUUAUUCUCCAAGCCUAACAAUAACAUGCUAGACAAUGACUGCAGAUGCUGUACAGCUGAUGUAAGCCAUUAUGAUGAGGUGAAUGUUCUGUGUGGCGAGGGAAUGAACCAGAGCUUAAAGACAGCAUUUGUUCCAGUCAUAGUCGGUUGUAGAUGUCAGCCGUGCCAGGAAGUUACAGAAAACCCGAUUGUCAAAGGACGAUAGACCAACCUCGGAACGUUUAACCGACGACGAUUUUAGCCAAUUUUAUAAUUAUGAUGACUUUAUUGAUGCCGACCAAAUGAAAUGCGAAAAACUUUGUCCUGUAAAUAGACCCUUGCAAAAUGAAAAAAUACAAAAAAAAAAUCCCCCGUGAUAAAAAUAAACUGUGUAAAUAGAAAAAAAAAUGUUACAGAAAAUACAAAUGAAAAGAUGGCAUUAUAAAAAUGAUUUAAAAAAAUA
Mercenaria mercenaria is the source of this 7947-nucleotide messenger RNA. RefSeq lists its product as uncharacterized. NCBI's taxonomy places the organism in Eukaryota, Metazoa, Mollusca, Bivalvia, Venerida, Veneridae. The record is from RefSeq and is a predicted model, not a curated record. Gene Ontology annotation, molecular function: protein binding. The transcript has 45 exons. The coding region runs from base 1 to 7710 and encodes 2569 amino acids.